CGGGGACUCGGAUAAUGCCGAUGGAAUAAAAGAAGGAGUGGACCGAUCUUGUAAGUGUGCGGAGGACGAGGUGAUGGAAUAUGAAGACAGAGACGCUGAUGGGGAGUCCACAAUAACAGUCGUGAAGGAGACGAACGAGGAGGUAGAGCAACUGAGGGGAGAAAGACACGAGGAACACGAAGACCUGGAUCCAAGGAUACAGGAGGAGCUGGAAAACUUGAACGAAGCCAGCGAGAAGAUUAACCUUCUUGAACUGGAACUGAAUGAGGCUAGGGAGAGCCAUGGGAAGGUGCUUUCAGAGUCUGUGAGAAAACUCAACGUGCUGUCCACUCAGCUGGGCGGCUGCAUCGAGAAAGCCAGGCCGUACUACGAGGCAAGGAGAAUGGCCAAAGCGGCGCAGCAGGAGAUCCAGAGAGCAGCGCUCCGCUAUGAGAGAGCCGUCUCCCUGCACACGGCCGCCCGGGAGAUGGUGUCUGUGGCUGAACAGGGACUCAAGGCAGACAAGAACAAACUGGAUCUCGCGUGGCAGGAGAUGCUUAACAGCGCCACUGCCAAGGUGAACGAGGCAGAGGCAGAACGGCUGUCCAGUGAACAGGAGCACAUGCGUGUCUCCCUCAUGUGCCAGGAGGCAGAGACGCAGGUGCAGGCCCUACAGAAGUCUUUGAAGAGAGCCAUCGCCAAAUCUAAACCUUACUUUGAGCUCAAAGCCCAGCUGAACCACGUACUGGAGGAUCAAAAAUCAAGAGUCAUGAAGUUGGAGGCACAGGUGGCUGAAGCAAAGUUGGGCUAUUCCGACGCGCUGAAGAACCUGGAGCGAAUCAGUGAGGAGAUCCACGCCCAGAGAGAGCAGGACCAGCUCGACGGAAACGGAAACGGAGACGGAGACGGAGACGCGCCUUGUGGAGGGAGGAGGCCUCCUGUAGGAGCAGAGGCAAACAGCACCAGUGUCUCUAAUGAGACCGGGGCCUGUGCAGACACGCUCAAACACAGCCAGUGGACUAACGCUAAGCAGGGUGUUGCCAAGGCGAUGGACUGGGCCGAGAGACACAGGGAGUGUGUCUGGGGGCAGAGAGAGCAGGAAAGCCCAGUAGAGUUGGCGAAGGGUGGCUCUGACUCCUUCUCUGUUCUGAGUCUUCAGACCAUCGUCUCAGACCUGGAGAAGAGCGAUUCUGUGGAGCACCUGGGCCAUCUUAGUGACGCAGUCAGUCUGUCUGAUGGAGACAGUGUGAAAGACGAAGACAAAAGGGGAACGUGGCAGAUGAACAGUACGAGCAAACAAAAACAAGUGGAAUUCCUUAAACAGCACCAAAGGAGCAUCAGUUUGUGAGAUCACAGACUUGCCUGGACCACCUUGUUUUUGUCUGCUUGCUCAACACCCCCUCCAGACAGUCGUUCCUGUUUGCCUGCUGUCUUGACUGGUACUUUGCACUGACUCCCUACAUGCCUUUCUGUUCUCUUUCUUUUCUUUUUUUUUUUGGUCAAAUGACUUAUGGGUGACUUAACCAAAUUCAAAUUCAGGUUUGUUAGCCAAGUUCAUAGUCACUCAGCAUCACUGAUCAACCAACCAAACGACUUUUUCUGAAUGAAGAUAUAAUGAUUUUGUUUUGAAAAGAGACUACAUGAAAAAAUGACAUUUGAUUCUCUGGGAGAUUUGAUAAGUUAUGUCAUAGGGCUGGUCCCAGAUCAGACAUAUUCACAGUGAAACUGUCACUUUAUCCCCGUACUGACCGAAUGUGUUGAACACUACAGGAAAUCAAUGCUCUGAUGAUCAUUUUCACUGACUUUCAAGCUCAUUAAUUCCAAUACUUAGACCUACGUUUUCCCCCCCAGU
This is a messenger RNA of Chanos chanos (milkfish), 1831 nucleotides long. RefSeq names its product SH3-binding domain protein 5-like, a (gene sh3bp5la). The coding region runs from base 74 to 1327 and encodes 417 amino acids. Gene Ontology annotation, molecular function: protein kinase inhibitor activity. The transcript is spliced from 6 exons. Gene Ontology annotation, biological process: intracellular signal transduction. The record is from RefSeq and is a predicted model, not a curated record. NCBI's taxonomy places the organism in Eukaryota, Metazoa, Chordata, Actinopteri, Gonorynchiformes, Chanidae. Gene Ontology annotation, cellular component: cytoplasm.